Messenger RNA from Telopea speciosissima, 5326 nucleotides. RefSeq names its product protein SHOOT GRAVITROPISM 6. NCBI's taxonomy places the organism in Eukaryota, Viridiplantae, Streptophyta, Magnoliopsida, Proteales, Proteaceae. Gene Ontology annotation, cellular component: cytoplasm. The record is from RefSeq and is a predicted model, not a curated record. The transcript has 52 exons. The coding region runs from base 85 to 5280 and encodes 1731 amino acids.
UCCCUCCGUUUUGAUCUCUUUCUUCUUUUUCCUGUUUCUUCCACCUCCUCGUCUCUUGUUUUCUCUCAACUUGUUCGUCGACUAAUGGCUUCUUCAAGUUCUGGAAGCACCCUCCCGGCCCCAGAAGCCCUGCAGGUGCUUGUCUCUUCGCUCGCGGAUGAAUCUUCUGUCGUCAGGGAAGCCUCCACGGCUGCUCUUAAGGAGAUUGCCGCCCUGAAUCCGCUUUUAGUUCUUGACUGUUGUUAUGCUGUUUCUCGAGGAGGACGUCGGCGUUUUGGGAACAUGGCUGGAGUUUUUCAAGUGAUGGCAUUUGCAAUACGUGCUUUGGACAACAAAGACAUAGAUCCUCCUUUCAUGUCAAAGCUCGCCAAGAUUGCCACUACAGAAAUGAUCUCGUCCAAGGAACUUAAUGCUGAUUGGCAGAGAGCUGCGGCAGGUCUACUUGUUUCAAUAGGCUCUCAUUUGCCCGACUUGAUGAUGGAAGAGAUUUUUCUUCACCUGUCCGGGCCUAAUUCAGCUCUACCAGCCAUGGUUCAAAUACUUGCAGACUUUGCUUCAGCUCAAGCUUUGCAGUUUGCCCCACGAUUAAAAGGUGUACUUUCACGAGUCUUGCCUAUUCUUGGAAAUGUGAAAGUUGCUCAGCAGCCGAUUUUUGCACAUGCAUUUAAAUGCUGGUGCCAGGCUGUGUGGCAGUAUAUUGGGGAUUUUCCUUCUCAUCCACUUCUUGAUAGCAACGUCAUGUCAUUUCUGAAUUCUGCUUUUGAACUUAUAUUGAGGGUUUGGGCAAAUUCCCGGGAUUUGAAGGUACGUGUAUCUUCUGUCGAGGCAUUGGGUCAGAUGGUUGGUCUUCUUACCAGAUCGCAAUUAAAGGCAGCUAUACCAAGAAUUGUCCCAACUAUACUGGAAUUGUAUAAGAAAGAUCAAGAUAUUGCCUUUUUGGCAACAUGUAGUCUACAUAAUCUCCUCAAUGCUUCUUUACUGUCAGAAACUGGUCCUCCUUUGCUUGAAUUUGAGGAACUUACAAUUAUCUUGUCCACACUUCUCUCUGUGGUGUGCAUUAGUAAUGACAACAAUGAGCAUUCAGAUUUCUCUGUGGGACUGAAGACAUACAAUGAAGUUCAGCAUUGCUUCCUGACAGUUGGGCUGGUAUAUCCAGAGGAUCUUUUUAUGUUCCUUCUGAAUAAAUGCAGAUUAAAGGAAGAAUCACUUAUAAUUGGGGCACUUAGUGUACUGAAGCAUCUCCUGCCAAGGUUGUCUGAAGCUUGGCAUGGUAAAAGACCUCUACUUGUUGAAGCUGUAAAGUUGCUGCUAGAUGAGCAGAACUUAGGUGUUCGCAAGGCACUUGCAGAGUUGAUUGUGGUUAUGGCUUCUCACUGUUAUCUGAUUGGUCCUUCUGGCGAGUUGUUCGUUGAAUAUCUUGUGCGCCACUGUGCUAUAUCAGAUGAGGAGCUGAACAAUGUCACGAGCUCCAAGGAAGUCUUUCGAUCAACUGCUACGUUUUAUCCAUUCCAAUACAAAAGACUGGAGGUGAAAAUUGGAGCUGUUUGUCCACUGGAGUUGAGGGAAACUUGUGAGAAGGGUCUUCUUUUGAUAACUAUUACCAUUCCUGAAAUGGAGCAUAUUCUUUGGCCUUUUCUGUUGAAGAUGAUUAUUCCACGGAGGUAUACUAUUGCAGCUGCCACGGUUUGUAGAUGUAUCUCAGAACUAUGCAGGCAUAGAUCAUCAAAUUCAAUACUGACUGAAUACAGAGCUCGAUCCGACAUUCCAAACCCUGAGGAACUUCUUGCGCGGUUGGUGGUGCUUUUGCAUGAUCCACUUGCAAGGGAGCAGUUGCCAACUCAGAUUUUGACGGUCUUGUGUUACUUGGCACCUCUGUUUCCAACAAAUAUUGGUUUAUUUUGGCAAGAUGAGAUUCCCAAAAUGAAGGCAUAUGUCAGUGAUGCUGAAGACCUAAAGCAGGAUCCUUCAUGUCAAGAAACUUGGGACAACAUGGUCAUACAUUUUCUUGCAGAAACUUUGGAUGUCAUUCAGGAUACUGUGUGGGUGAUUUCUUUAGGAAAUGCUUUUUCCGAACAAUAUGAACUUUAUAUAUCUGAUGAUGAGCAUUCGGCACUACUUCAUAGAUGCCUAGGUAUGCUUCUUCAGAAAGUUGAUGAUAGAGCUUAUGUUCGUGAGAAAAUUGACUUGAUGUACAAGCAAGCAAAUAUUGCAGUGCCUACAAAUAGACUUGGUUUAGCAAAAGGCAUGGGAUUGGUUGCUGCUUCACACUUGGAUACUGUAUUGGAAAAACUGAAAGACAUUCUUGACAAUGUUGGACAAAAUUUCCUUCAAAGAUUGUUGUCCUUUUUCUCUGAUAAAGUGGAAGAUGCUGAUGACAUUCAUGCUGCCUUAGCUUUAAUGUAUGGAUAUGCAGCACGAUAUGCUCCUUCGACUGUUAUUCAAGCAAGAAUAGAGGCACUUGUGGGGACUAAUAUGCUUUCACGCCUUCUGCAUGUGCGCCACCAUACAGCAAAGCAAGCUGUUAUUACAGCUAUUGAUUUGUUAGGUCAAGCUGUCAGUAAUGCUGCUGAAAAUGGUGUGUCGUUCCCAUUAAAAAGAAGAGACCAACUGCUUGAUUACAUACUGACUUUGAUGGGUCGAGACGAUGAGGAUGAUGAUGGUGAUGGAUAUGCCAAUUCUAAUGAAUUUCUCCGUACUCAGAGCUUUGCUUUAAGUGCAUGCACUACUUUGGUUUCUGUGGAGCCAAAGCUGACAAUAGAAACAAGGAAUCAUGUUAUGAAGGCCACAUUGGGUUUCUUUGGGUUGCCAAACGAUCCUUCAGACAUCAUCGACCCACUUAUAAACAACCUCAUAACUCUAUUAUGUGCAAUUCUUCUGACAAGUGGAGAAGAUGGAAGGAGUCGUGCAGAGCAGCUAUUACACAUUCUGAGGCAAAUUGAUCAAUAUGUUUCCUCUUCAGUGGAGCAUCAAAGAAGGAGAGCUUGUAUUGCAGUGUAUGAAAUGCUUCUCAAGUUCCGAAUACUUUGUUCCAGUGGAUACUCUGGCCUUGGGAGCCAUGGAAGUUCCAUACACAGCAAGCAAAUUGAUCGAGUGCUGCAUGGGAAUUUUUCCAACCUGCCAUCUGCAUUUGUUCUACCAAGUCGAGAUUCCUUAUGCCUGGGGGAGAGGGUCAUGGUUUAUCUUCCACGUUGUGCUGAUUUCAAUUCUGAAGUUCAAAAGGUUUCAGCCCAGAUUCUUGAUCUCUUCUUCAGUAUAUCUCUUUCUCUUCCACGGCCAGCGGGAUCAGCUAUCAGCACAGAUAUAGAGAUUUCAUACAGUUCUUUAUCCUCCCUUGAGGAUGUCAUUGCCAUUUUGAAGAGUGAUGCUUCCAUUGAUCAAUCAGAGGUCUUUAAUAGGGUUGUUUCCUCUGUUUGUACUUUGCUAACAAAGGAUGAGCUUGUUGCCACUUUGCAUGGUUGCACUACUGCUAUAUGCGAUAAGAUCAAACAGUCAGCUGAAGGUGCCAUUCAAGCUGUUAUUGAGUUUGUUACAAAGAGGGGAAAUGAGUUGAAUGAAACUGAUGUUUCAAGGACAACACAGUCUUUGCUCUCUGCGACAGUGGUUGUACCUGAUAAACCCUUACGUCAGGAGAUUCUGGGUGCUAUAUCUUGUCUGGCUGAGAACACAAACUCAAAAGUUGUCUUCAAUGAAUUAUUGGCUGCUGCGGGUAGGGAUAUAGUUACAAAGGACAUAUCGAGGUUGCGUGGUGGCUGGCCUAUUCAGGAUGUCUUCUAUGCUUUUUCCCAGCAUACAGUACUUUCCGUGCUGUUCCUGGAUCAUCUGGUGUCUGUACUUAACCAGACUCUGAUUAUUAAAGGUGAUUCAGAGAGAAGAGACAAUUCUAGUCAUGUCUUUGAGAGUCACAUCAAGGAUGAAAUAGUCCAAGCAGCUGUUCUUGCUCUGACUGCUAUGUUCAGAGGUGGUGGUAAGAUUGGGAAGAAAGCAGUGGAACAAAGUUAUGCGGCUGUUCUCUCUGCUCUUACACUACAUUUAGGAAGUUGCCAUGGUCUAGCUGCAUCUGGUCAGCAAGAACCUCUACGGAGCCUUCUAACAGCAUUCCAGGCAUUCUGUGAAUGUGUUGGGGAUCUCGAAAUGGGAAAGAUCUUGGUUAGAGAUGGAGAACAAAGAGAAAAUGAGAGGUGGAUCAAUCUUAUUGGAGAUUUGGCUGCUUGCAUCUCUAUAAAGAGACCUAAAGAGGUUCCAACAAUAUGUAUGAUUCUGACCAGAGCCUUGACUCAACACCAAAAACUUCAAAGGGAAGCUGCAGCUGCAGCACUAUCUGAAUUUGUCCAUUAUGGUGAUGGGGUUGGUUACUUGUUGGAACAGAUAGUCGAGGCAAUGUGUCGACAUGUUUCAGAUGAGUCACCUACCGUUCGACGCCUUUGUCUGAGAGGGCUAGUGCAGAUCCCAUCUAUUCAUAUUCUUCAAUAUGCUACUCAAGUUCUUGGUGUAAUUGUAGCUCUACUGGAAGAUCCAGUUGAAUCAGUUCAAUUAACUGCAGUACUCUGCUUGCUUACAUUUCUUGAAUCAUCUCCUAAAGAUGCUGUGGAUCCCGUUUUGCUUAAUCUUUCAGUACGACUGCGUAAUCUUCAAAUAAGCAUGAACGGGAAGAUGCGAGCCAAUGCAUUUGCAGCAUUUGGAGCACUGUGCAACUAUGGAGUUGGUGCACAACAUGAAUCUUUUAUUGAUCAGGUGCAUGCAACCCUCCCGCGCCUGAUUCUUCAUGUUCAUGAUGACGAUUUUAGUGUCCAGCAGGCUUGCCGGUGCACUCUUAGACAGAUGGUGCCCUUAAUGGAAGUAGAAAGCAUGGCUGCCCUAUUCAGCACACACUACUUCAAUUCUGACCACCGAAGCGAUUAUGAGGACUUUGUUAGGGAUAUCACCAGGCAACUCUGUCAAAAUUUCCCCUCAAGAACUGAUGCUUACAUGACAUCACUAGUCCAGGCUUUUGAUGCUCCUUGGCCAAUUAUCCAAGCAAACGCCAUUUACUUCUCUUGCAGCAUGCUGUCACUUUCAGAUGAUCAGCGCAUUUUAGCUCCAUUCUGUACACAGGUGUUUGGAAUGCUGGUAGGUAAAAUGAGUCGGUCGCCUGAUACAGUUGUUCGUGCAACUUGCUCCUCUGCCCUAGGCAUGUUGCUGAAAUGCACUAAUUUAGUUUCAUGGAGGGCAUCACAAUUUGAUCGUGUUGACUCAAUUCGGAGGACAUACAAUUGUCACAAGUUUCUGAAAAGGCAAUUAUAGAAUAGUGAUGAUUUUUUUCUUGUGUUAACCUGCGGGUGCAACAAAA